AUGUCCACCGUUAAGAAAGGUGAAGUCGUAAGAAUGUAUUUCGAGCGUCCAGACAUUGUUGACUUCGUUAAGGAAAUGCUAAGUCUUGCCGACUACAAGGACAUAAUAUUUUCUGUAGAGGACGUACUACACUUCGGUCGCAACCUUAAAAUCUCGGGACAUAGGAUUAAACUAGGAAGUGGGUGGAUGGGGAAGAACUACAAAGUAAAUUGGAUAUAUGGUGUUUGGGGGUUAAAGGGUUUUGUAUUAACCAUCAGGAUGUACAAACUCAAAUACAGGACCUGCAUCGGACGGUGUACUAUCGGAACCGUAAAAAACAGGAUUUCCCUCGACUAUCCCAGCAAAGUAAGCUAUGGACGCGAAGAAGAAGAUCCGUGGAGAUCCAUGGACUACCAACUGCGAUGGAAUUUCAAUUUGGAAAUGGAUUACGUCGACUCGGAGCGGGAUGAUGUAAACCGUAUCGGAAAAGAAAUGCAAGAGGAACAGGACACGGAGGAAAUCCUAUGGGAUAAGGUUGACUAG
Paramuricea clavata is the source of this 522-nucleotide messenger RNA. The record is from the annotation of a GenBank genome assembly. NCBI's taxonomy places the organism in Eukaryota, Metazoa, Cnidaria, Anthozoa, Malacalcyonacea, Plexauridae.